Molecule: messenger RNA, 20721 nt
Organism: Pyrenophora tritici-repentis Pt-1C-BFP
Lineage: Eukaryota; Fungi; Ascomycota; Dothideomycetes; Pleosporales; Pleosporaceae
Source: RefSeq, a predicted model, not a curated record
AUGGCAUCCAAUCUCGCCAGUCCCGUGGAGCAGAGCCUCCAGUCUGUGUGGGCUCAUGUCCUCAACUUACCAGAGGUCCCUCUCGACCAGUCGUUUCUUUCGGUAGGCGGAGAUUCCAUCUCCGCAAUGCAGGUUGUUGGGCAAUGCCGAAAGGAAGGCAUGAGCCUUGGCGUACAAGAAGUCUUGCGAAGCCGAUCCAUCGUUCAAUUGGCGUUGGCUGUCAAGGAGGUUGAAAGCUCGUCAUACGACCACCAGGAAUACUUCGACGAGGAGUUUGAUCUCUCUCCUAUUCAGUCUCUAUAUUUCAAACGACCCAACACCCAGGGCCACUUCAAUCAGUCGUUCUACCUCCGUGUGACGCGCAAGACCGAGGCUGGCGAAUUUCAUGCAGCAGUGGAGCAGCUCAUAUCUCGACACUCCAUGUUGCGGGCACGGUUUUCCUUUUCAGAAGAGAGUGGAUGGCAACAGCGUCUCACCAACGAUAUCGCUGGCUCGUAUCGCUUUCGUCAUUCUGCUGUGACAUCGCAGGCUGAGAUUGAUGCGCUAAUCGAGGAUUCUCAGCAAUGCUUCGACCAUGCUGUUGGACCCUUAUUUGCAGCUGAUUUCUUUGAUAUUGGCACUGAGCAGUAUGCUUUUCUUACUGGUCACCACCUGGUCGUUGACUUGGUCACUUGGAGACUUCUGUUGGAAGAGCUCGAGGAGAUUCUCAAGGGCAGUCAGCUUCUCACACCUGCGCUACCAUUUCAGAAAUGGGCAGAGUUGCAGCGUGAACACGCUGAGACUCUUGAGCUAGAUGAGGUCCUCCCUGUUGUUGACGUCCCUCCAAUGGACUUCACAUACUGGGGCAUUCAGCACCAAGAUAACACCUAUGGCAAUGCUAGUCAUGCAAGCUUUGAGCUUGAAAAAGAACUCAGCUCCGCUUUCCUGACCAGUUGUCAUACUGCCUACAAGACUGAGCCAGUUGAAGUCUUGCUUGCGUCUUUGAUACAGUCCUGGUCCAAUGUGUUCACUGACAGGCCUGUUCCUGCCAUCUUCAAUGAGGGGCACGGCCGGGAGCCGUGGGACUCAGACAUCGAUAUCACCCGCACUGUCGGAUGGUUCACAGCUUUAUCUCCAAUCCUUGUAGCACCAUCGGAUAACGCUACCGACACUGUUCGCAAGAUCAAGGACUUCAAGCGCCGGAUCCCUGGAAAUGGACGACCGUACUUUGCUCGGCGAUGUCUCACUGAGGAGGGACGCGAGAGCUUCAAGACACAUUGGCCAAUGGAGAUCCUGUUCAACUACCUCGGUCAAUAUCAGCAACUCGAGAGGACAGAUGCUCUACUUCAGCCAUUGGGCACAAUGGCCGGAGAGACUGGCAAAGCUGGUGGUACGUCCGACUUCGGCCACCAGACCUGUAGAUGGGGCCUUUUUGAGAUCUCCGCCUUUGCUUUCAAAGGCCAUCUCAAGGUCGCUUUCACAUUCAACCGGCACAUGCACCACCAGGCACUUAUUCAUAAAUGGAUAACCGAAUGCCAAAUAACCAUUUCCAAAAUGAUUCAGGAACUCACCAUUCUUGACCCGAAGCCAACAGUCAGCGAUUUUCCUCUGCUAUCACUCGAUGAGGCUAGCUUCUACUCGAUGCUUGAUAUAUUCUCAGCCAUGGGUAUCCGGGAUGUCGAUGUAGAAGACGUAUACCCCUGUUCAAGUAUGCAGGAAGGUCUCCUACUUUCACAGACCAAAGAUGCUGGUUUCUAUGCAGCUGCAACUCUCCAUGAGAUCAAAGCACCCACUGGGAAACUCUCAUGGCAGGAGGUUGCUGAUGCUUGGCAACAGGUGGUCAGACGUCAUCCAGCACUACGCACUGUCUUCAUUGAGAACUUGGGCGCAAAGGGUCUCUACAAUCAGGUCGUCCUCAAAGACAUUGUCGCUCAUAUUGUUCAUAUCGAGGCAUCUGAUGAGGCAGACGCCAUCAGAUUGAUCGAGCUGCAGCGAACUAUCGGCUACAACUCCGGGCAAUGCCCAAACCAUCGCUUUACCAUCUGUACCACAGGUGAUAAGCGGGUUUUCUGUUCUUUGGACAUCAGUCACGCGAUCAUGGACGGUCACUCGAUGAGCCUGUUGGCCAAUGAGCUCAAGUUAGCGUGCGAGAGCCGUCUUGCUAUCGAAGCUACUCCGUACAGCAAGUACAUCGCAUGGCUUAUCAGACAGCCACAGGAAGCUAGCAUUGAGUUCUGGAAGUCUUAUCUAGGUGGUAGUGAGGUCUGUUCUUUCCCAGUUCUUGACGACGGGCUGGGUCAUACCGUAGAAAAGGAACUCGUCACUAUCCGCAUGGACUUAGCCAGCAUCGGUCUUCCCGAUUUGCAAGCCUUCUGCAACACCAACGGCAUUACGCUCUCCAACGUUUUUCACACCGCCUGGGCACUGACUCUCGGCUGUUACGUUGGAAGCAAAGACGUCACCUUUGGAUACCUCACCUCGGCUCGCGACUCGGAAGAAGUUCGCGGCGUGGAAGAAAUUGUUGGCCCACUCAUCAAUACACUGGUAUGCCGUGUGGAUCUCUCGGAUGGCUCGCGCUGCCUCCUAGACGUUCUUCAGGAUGUACAGAGAGACUACAUGGAAGCCAUACCACAUCGCCACAUAGCGCUGGCUGAUGUUCAGCACGUUCUUGAGCUUUCUGGAGCAAGCCUUUUCAACACAGCGCUAUCAUACCGCCGUCUUUCUCAGGAGCAACCAGAUGUUGGAGAGGGCUUCCAGAUUUUGGAGGUUCGCCCUAUCUAUGAUCCGACCGAGUACCCGGUUAGCGUCAACAUCGAAGUUGGAGACGACGCGGCAGCAGUUGAUCUUGAUUACUGGACUGACCACUUGACCGCGGUACAAGCAAGGAACGUCGCUAGCACGUUUGUCCGGGCUCUGGAGAACAUCGUCUUCAAUGCCAAGCGUCGCAUCUCAACCUUGGAUUAUGUCAGCCCGCGCCAUCUUCAGCAGAUACAUGACUGGAAUGUCAUGCCAGCAAAGAUCAAUGAGUGCGUACACGAUCGAUUCACUCGGUGGGCUAUCAGUCAGCCUGAGGCACCGGCAAUCUGCGCGCAUGACGGCGAGUACACUUAUGCUGAGCUGGAUGCGGUUACCGAUCGGUUGGCACAUCAUCUUGUCCAGUUGGGAGUUGGGCCUGAUAUCUUCGUCCCUACUUGCUUCGACAAGAGUAUGUUUGCAGUUGUUGCUAUGCUCUCGGUUCUGAAAGCAGGUGGUGCCGCUGUUCCACUCGACGCAACACACCCCAAGCCUGCGCUUCAGACUCGCCUUGAAGACGCGAACGCGCACAUUGUCCUAACCACUGCGGCACGCGCAGAAAAACUGGAUGGUCUAGUUUCCAGCGUGCUCACCAUAGACGCUGCAUUUCUGGAUAAUUUGCCCGUGACGAAAGGCCCCGCCUGCACUAGCGUACAGCCCAACAACGCGGUUUUCGUGAUCUUCACGAGUGGAAGUACUGGUCGGCCUAAGGGAGUUGUGCUCGAUCAUUUGGCAAUUGUCACGAGUGCAGAGGCCCAUGGCACGAAGAUUGGUCUCAACCGGGAUACGCGCAUGCUUCAAUUCGCUUCAUAUACGUUUGACAACUCGCUGGAGGAGAUGUUCACCACGCUUCAGAGAGGAGGCUGCCAUAUGCCUGUUGUCGGGCAGUAUGGACCCAGCGAAGCAUCCAUCAACUCGGCCUUCAAGGACUUUAGCGAUGGUCGUGGUGAAGCAACCAACAUCGGUAAAGCUACUGGCUGCGUCUCCUGGGUUGUUGACGCCGAGAAUCGGGAUCGGUUGGUGCCAAUUGGCUGCAAAGGGGAACUGUUGCUUGAGGGACCGAUUCUCAGCCGUGGCUAUCUAAAUGAUGCCGAGAAGACGCAAGCAGCUUUCAUUUUUGACCCUGAGUGGGCGCGCACCGCUGGACCGACUGGCCGGAGGUUCUAUUGCACGGGCGAUCUCGUUCAGUACACGUCUGACGGCGACAUGAUGUACUUGGGGAGGAAAGAUUCCCAGGUUAAACUGCACGGACAGCGCAUUGAGUUGGGCGAGAUUGAGCAUCACCUCAAACUGAACCUACCGUCUGGUGCCAAAUCUGCCGUGGAGCUCGUCAAGUUUAACGACAGCAUGGGAACCAAGGCGCUGGUAGCUUUCAUGUGCCUGUCUGAGAGUGAAGGACCGGCUGCCAUUACUGAGAUGACUGAGGCGGUGCGGGCAGUAGCAAAGCAAGUCGAGAUGGCGCUUGCCAGUGCCCUGCCUGUCUACUACGUGCCUUCCAUGUUCAUGCCUGUCACGAGCAUGCCCAUGACGACAUCGGGUAAGCUCGACAGGAAGGUGCUACGUGCGCUUGCUGCAGCAGUUCCCGAGUCGCAGCUCACGCCUUUCCGCCUUGCAGGCAAGAGCGGCCGCGCGCCUACCGGCCAAGCCGAAGUUGCCUUGGCUCGUCUGUGGGCAGAUGUACUGAAGCUGGAUGCCGAUGCUGUGGGUGCUGAAGACUCUUUCUUCCGUCUGGGCGGCGACUCCAUCAGCGCCAUGAAGCUGGUCACAGCAGCAAGGAAGCAUGGGGUUGUCCUGAACGUUGCAAAUGUCUUUACGUAUCCAAAACUUCUCGAUAUGGCCGCAACUGCCUCGAUUCUGUCUUCCGACCACGUCAGCUCACCAGAGCCAGAUAUGGUCCCCUUUGAGCUGCUUCCAAACUCGUCCUGUCAAGUCAUCAGGGCAUUGGCGGCAUCAGAAUGCGGUGUAUUUCCGGAUGUUAUCGAAGACAUCUACCCAUGCAGCAAACUCCAGGAAGGGCUUAUCAUGCUCACCAACAAAGACCCGGGCACCUACGUCGUCCAGCCCAUCUACCGCUUGCCGGCUGAUAUUGAUCUACCACGCUUCAAGAAAGCUUGGAAAGCUGUUGCCGCAGCUGAAGCCGCUCUGCGAACCCGAAUUAUCUAUUCUGAGGAGCAUGGCUUCUUGCAGGUCGUGCUACGCGAAGAGCUCCAGUGGUUAUCACUUCCGGCAGUCGAAGAUAUCAAUGAAGCCACCCGCCAACUUCCUGCCAAGAACGGUGCUCCCUUGACUACCUUCACUCUCGUAGGAGAAGACACGACCACGCCCUUCUUCGUCUGGACUGCCCAUCAUGCUGUAUAUGACGGAUGGAGUUGGACGGCCUUGUUUCGAAAGGUCGAAGCCCAUUAUCGCAAUGACGCUGGGGAGAUUCCGGCCACUGUUCCUUAUUCUCGCUUCAUCAAAUACCUCUCGAACCUCGAUCAGAAGCAGUCCGAUGAAUUCUGGCUUGGGCAGCUCGACAACAUCACAGCUGCGCAAUUCCCUCAGCUGCCGUCCCCGGAUCAUCGCGUCGAAGCGAACGGUCAACUGCUACAUCGCGUGGAGCUCACACGUAACUCUAGCCUAGAGGUUACAGUCCCAUCGAUGAUUCGUGCCGCAUGGGGUUUUCUCCUUGCAACCUACUCAGGCUCGGACGACGUGUUGUGGGGAGAAACGAACAGUGGGCGAGAAGCCUCAAUCCCUGGAAUCGAGUCUAUCAUCGGCCCCACGAUCACGACUGCCCCCGUCCGUCUUCGGCUCAAUCGUAGUCUCAUGGUUCACGACUAUCUCAAAGAGACGCAGCGCCAGUCUUCCACCUCAUUACCCUAUCAAUUUGCGGGUUUGCAGCACAUCCAAAAACUCAGUUCUGAGACGGCAGUAGCUUGUGACUUUCAGAGUUUCCUGGGUAUUGAGGCCGGGGAUGACUUUGACGCUGAGAGCCCGCUAUGGAACAUGGAGGGUGCCAAUACCAUUGGUACUGACUUCUUUAGCUAUGCCUUCGUCUUCAACUGCAAGGUGGACCCGAGUGGAGUUCAUGUGGAAGCUCUAUUCGAUGAUCGUGUUGUUGAGAGAUGGCUUGCUCAGCGCAUCGUCCAACAGUUCGAUUUCAUCAUGAGUCAAUUCAACGCCGCGGAGAGCAUCUCCAAGACAUUGAAUGAAAUCAAUCUACUCAACGCUGCGGACAGAAGCUUGAUUAGUUCCUGGAAUAGCAAGCCAGUGGACAUCAUCAACCGUUGCAUUCAUCGCGUCAUCGCUGAAGACCAGACCGCUGUCAGGCCUGAAGCACCUGCCAUCGACGCAUGGGAUACUGGUGUCAUGACAUAUCACGAGCUUGACGAGCGGGCCACUACCCUUGCCCAACAGUUGUUGCUGCUUGGAGUGAAGCCCAGACAGUUCAUUCCACUUUGCUUCGACAAGUCAGGUUGGACAAUUGUAGCUAUAUUGGCUGUACUCAAAGUUGGAGCUGCUUUCGUCCCUUUGGACUUUGAGACUCCUGUCCUCCGCCUGCGUGAGAUAGUUACCGACGUUCAUGCAGACUUGUUGUUGUGCGCUCCGCAAUAUGAAGCGUUAUGCCAGUCGAUACCUUGUGGCACUCUGGUUGUAGAUCGAUCCACCAGUGAGAAGAGUCGAGCUCCGUCACAGCGCCUUCCCCAAGUACCGAGCAACUCACCAGCGUACGCAUUCUACACUUCCGGGUCAACCGGAAAACCGAAAGGUGCCGUCAUAAACCACCAUCAUUGGGUCACGAGUUCUUCCGCAUUCUCUCCGGGCUGGAAGAUCUCCAAAUCGUCUAGGGUGCUACAGUUUGCCUCGUACACUUUCGAUGCUUGCUUGAUCGAGAUCUUCAGCACUCUCAUGUGUGGCGGCACUAUUUGCGUUCCAGAUCAGGCUUCGCGAACGAAUGAUCUCGUCGGCGUCAUCAACAAGUUCAAUGUCAACUGGGCUGCAUUGACACCAUCAGUCGUGCGAAUGAUGGUGCCCUCCCAAGUGCCGCGACUCGAGACGCUUUUCCUCGUCGGUGAGGCAAUGUCGCAGCAAGACCUCUCAACCUGGGCCGACAAAGUCACCCUCGGAAACGGCUAUGGGCCAACUGAGUGCGCCUGUGUUGCGACUACCAACAUCAUGACAACUCAUAUGAAGCCUAACAACCUCGGGCGAGCUGUUACCGCUCGAGGUUGGAUUGUUUCCAAGAACAAUCAUCAUGCACUGUCGCCAGUUGGUGCAGUCGGUGAACUUCUGCUCGAAGGCGGUGCAGUUGGCAUGGGGUAUCUUAACAAUCCUGCGAAGACAGCUGAUGCAUUUAUUGGGCAUGUCAGCUGGCGUACAGGACUACUGGGUGAUAACGGUUCUGCAUCUUGCCGGAUCUACAAGACUGGAGACUUGGUGAAGUACAACGAGGAUGGCACUAUGCUAUAUCUUGGCCGUAAAGACUCGCAGACCAAGGUCCGCGGCCAACGACUGGAGCUGUCUGAGGUUGAGCACAAACUCAUGGACGACCACAUGGUACAAAGCGCCCUUGCCUCAGUGCCCACGACUGGUCUUUGCGCCAAGAGACUGGUCGCGAUCAUCUCGCUUCAAAACAUGCCAGUUACUACAGCACAUUCAGGGGAGCAGAUGCAGCUUUUGUCUCAUGAAAACGCGUCGUUAAAUAUUGCAAGCAUUCGAGACAGCCUUUGUGAGAGGCUACCAUCAUACAUGAUCCCAUCGCUAUGGGUCGUAAUCGAGCGAUUUCCGCUGAUGCCGUCUGGAAAGAUGGACCGGAGGCGCAUUACACAGUGGCUGGACCAGAUGGACCCAGCGACUUACCGUGUCAUCUCAACCAUGGGGCUUCAAAACUCGCAGGCUGGUAACGCAAGUGGUACCGAGCAGAAGAUACAGGCGAUCUUUGCCAAAGUCCUCAACUUACCUGCCGAUGAGAUCCGUCUCAAUCAGUCCUUCCUGCACCUAGGAGGCGACUCCAUUGCCGCUAUGCAGGUGUCUUCGCAGUGUCGAGCGCAGGGCCUUCCUGUAAGUGUACAGGACAUCAUCCGAUCCAAGUCCAUCACUGCUCUGGCAUCAACCAUCGAUCUAUCUGAAGGCAUACGCGCUGCACCUGAGGCUAUCGAGUACCACCUGCCUUUCGAUUUAUCUCCCAUUCAGAAGUUGUUCUUCCAGACAGUAGGAGACUCACACAGUCACUUCAACCAGACCGAGGUUUUCCGUCUAACACGCAAUUUCGACGUCGACGAGAUUCGAAACGCAUUGGCAGCUCUGGUUCAAACACAUCCUAUGCUUCGCGGACGCUUCUUCAAGAACGAGACAGGCACAUGGAAACAAUGUAUCGAGAGAGAUACUGUGAACUCGUUUAGAUUGCGCCACCAUCGCAUUCCAUCAGCUCAAGGUCCUGAUUUACAAAGCAUUGUUGAUGAGAGCCAAGCUUCAUUGGACGUAAGCAAUGGCCCAACAUUCGCCAUCGAUGUCUUCGAUAUCGAUGAUACAUUUUCCCAAGCUAUGGCGAUUGUGGCACACCAUCUCAUCAUCGACGUCGUCUCUUGGGGUGUUCUUCUUGAAGAUCUCCAGGGUCUACUCAGUGGUGUUCAGCCGCCGCCCCAAAGCACACCUUAUUACACAUGGUUGCAGCAGCAGUCUAUCCAGUCUAAGCAAGAGAGUGCUAGAAGGGUUAUGCCUUUGGAAGAGCUUAUGCCAGCGAGGUUCGACUACUGGGGAAUGGAAGGAAGACCAAACCUCAGUGAAGACCUGACUGAGGAGGACAUCCAACUUACCACGAGAGACACGAUGCUGCUUCUUGGAGCACAAGAUGCUUUGGCCACGGAGAUACUGGACAUUCUGGUCGCUGCUCUCCUCGAAUCCUUCCGCACAGUCUUCUCCGACAGGUCAACUAUCACGAUACACAAUGAGGGUCACGGUCGGGAAACUUUCAGCGCGCGCCAAGACCUGUCGCGUACGGUUGGCUGGUUCUCCACGAUUACACCCAUACCCCUCCCAGUGCCUGCGAGUGAAUCGACGGACAUUGUGAGUACCAUCGAGUGGGUUCGAGACUUGAGGAAUCGGACACCCGGCAAAGGCCGCCCGUAUUUUGCAUACCGGAACCUCACUGAAGAAGGCAAUACUCGUUUUGCCAGCCAUUGGCCAGCAGAAGCAAUCUUCAACUACGUCGGUAGGGUUCAACAUCAAGAUCGCACGGACGGCCUAUUCACCGCUCUACCUGAUGUUGAUUCUCGCGAGGUUGGGGUCGACGUUCCCCGCCUUGCACUCUUCGAUAUCACUGCAGCGAUAUCGCAAGGAGCCAUCAAACUAUCUUUUGGAUGGAAUCGCAACAUGAGACGCCAGUCGGACAUUCGCGCAUGGGUUAAGCAGUGUCGCCAAACACUCAUUGACGCCGUCGAUGAGCUAUUACAGGUGCGGCAAGAGCAAAGCCUCAACAGCUUCAAACAUCUGCCCCUACUCUACAACGGAUUUUCCAGGCUCACAGAGGCUCUCCCCACUGGCCUAUUUAUUGCGGACAUCGAGGAUGUUUAUCCAGCAUCGCCUAUGCAACAAGGCCUGCUCAUCACGCAGUCGCGCAAUCCUGAACUGUACACCUACCACGUCAUUUCGAAGGUGCAGUCGACAGAUGGAAAACCGGUGGACCCUCGCCGUCUUGCUGAAGCUUGGCAGGUUGUGGUACAUCGCCAUCAAGCUUUGCGCACCAUCUUUAUCGACAGCCUUGCGAAGAACGGCUCAAAGGAUCAGCUUGUGGUGAAAGAAAAGGCCGGGAGAGUCCAAUUGCUUGCUGACUGCGACGACGGCACUGUGUCGAAUAUGCUGCGUGACCAGUCCCCGAUCGAUUGCCGCGAAGCAGUCCCGCCCCAUCGCCUGACCAUCUGCAAGACUAAAGCAAGCCAAGUAUGGAUCAAGCUUGAGUUGAGCCAUGCUAUCAACGACGGUACUUCAGUCUCCAACCUACUCACUGAUAUCGCUCGCGCAUACUCCAGAAAGCUCACACGAGCUGAUGCGGGACCUCUCUACUCGAACUACAUCGAGUAUAUCCUCUCUAGAUCCAGAGACGCCGAUCUCGCCUACUGGAAGAUGUAUCUUGCGGGCAUCGAGCCAUGCUUUUUUCCAUCUCUCAAUGAUGGGAAGUCGAGCCUUCGCGAACCUGGCUCAGUCGAUAUUGAGUUGGGCAGCACGGACGACGUCCAAUCGUUCUGCAAGCAGAACGGGGUCACUCUCUCAAAUGUGCUCCAGCUUACAUGGGCUCUCACUCUUCACUUUUACGUUGGUACCUUCGACGUUUCCUUCGGCUUGGUGGCGUCUGGUCGCGACAUCCCCGUGAGCAACAUCGAUGAAGCCGUAGGUUGUUUUGUCAAUAUGCUUGUUUCCCGCCUUACGUUCUCGGACGAUACGACAAUUGCCCAGCUCCUGGAGGCUCUUCAAACCAGCUCGACAGAUGCCAUGUCACAUCAGACCUGCUCUCUUGCUGAUGUGCAACACGAGCUGCAGCUUCCCGCGUUAUUCAACACAGCGUUCACUUUCCAGAGGCGCAGUCUUUCGAGCGACCCAGAUGAGAUGGCACUUCUUUACAAUAACAUGGAAGCCGAUGAUGCCGGUGAAUACGCUGUAACAGUCAAUGCCGAUGUCACUGAAGACAGCAUAUCGGUCGACUUUGGCUACUCCAAGGAUAAGAUUCUCCCAGCACAAGCACGCAACAUGGCUGAUACAUUCAAAAUGAUACUGAAAGGCAUUGUCGCAAGCAGUCCCAGUGAAAUGACAGUCGGAAAGUUGGACACGUUCACAGCGGGCAGCCUUGGACAAAUCAUGGACUGGAACACGCAGCUCCCGCCACCCAUUCGCCGUUGCGUGCACGAAGUUGUUCACGAACAAGCGCUCACAAGACCACGAACAACAAAGGCAGUGGAAGGCUGGGACGGAUCGUUUACCUACCAAGAGUUCGACAAGAUAACCGACCAACUAGCAGUCCACCUACAGGCCCUUGGUGUUACCACCGAGACCUUCGUUCCGAUCUUAUUCGAGAAAUCGUCUUGGGCCAUCGUCAGCAUGAUUGCGAUUAUGAAGGCGGGUGGCGCAUACGUGCCGCUUGACCCCAAGCAUCCGCAAACUCGACUUCAGGAACUCAUCGCAGAUAUUGGUGCUGCUGUGGUAAUAUGCUCACGUCAAUACCACGCGAAAGCGAGCGAGGUCGCAAAAACAGCAUUGAUAGUCGACCAAAGGUCUUUCAAGAAGCUGGCCAUGCCAUCCACGAGCAAGCCACAGUCUACGGCGACCCCAGACAAUGCGGCAUAUUGCUUGUUCACUUCAGGUACUACCGGAAAGCCGAAAGGAACCAUCAUCCCACACCAGGCGUUCUGCACGAGUGCUGCAGCAUUUACGCGUCGCAUGAACAUCAAUGCGACUUCGCGCACUUUUCAGUUUGCUUCAUACACCUUCGACGCAAGCUGCAUCGAAAUUCUGUCUGCCCUAACUGUGGGUGCCACUGUGUGCGUCCCAACAGAAGAAGACAGAAUGAACAACGCUGCUGGUGCGAUUCGCAAACUCAGAGUGAACUGGUCACUUUUAACGCCUUCUGUACUUGGAACGAUUGAGCCAGAGCGUGUCCCUGGCUUGAAGACCCUGGUAUCUGGAGGUGAAGCGCUUCCGGGUCCUAUUUUGAAGAAAUGGGGUAACAGCACUUGCUUCAUCAACGCAUACGGUCCUACAGAGUGUUCAGUAGUAGCUGCCACUGCCUACAAGUCCACACUCGAUCACAAGCUCAUCGAGUCCGAGCCAGGCACCAUCGGUACAGGAAGCGGAUGCAGACUAUGGAUAGUACACCCGCGAAACCACGACAAGCUCAUGCCUGUAGGCAGUGUCGGCGAGCUCGUUAUCGAAGGGCCGACUGUUGCCCGUGGAUAUCUCAACGAUGAGGCCAAGACCGCGAAGGCUUUCAUCACCAACCCUGCCUGGACUGCGACCCUUUCUUGCGACAGUGGCAUCUUUCCAACGGCCCGGAUGUACAAGACUGGUGAUCUGGUUCGAUACAACACAGAUGGAUCAGUCAGCUAUAUUGGUCGGAAGGACACUCAGAUCAAGCUCAAUGGCCAGAGAAUCGAGUUGGGUGAGAUCGAGUUCCAUGUCGGGAAGAACUUUGCAGACAGCGUCCAAUCUGCGGUGGAACUAGUCGCUCCUUCCAAUCGCAGCUCUGCGAAAGCGCUAGCUGUAUUCUUCGCCGUUAGUCAGGAUCUUUCAGCUUCCAAUGGAGAGCUUGUGCAGCCCCUUUCGACCGACCUACCGGCUGCCGACGAAUUGCUUCUUCCAAUGAGAGACGAAUUGCGCGACAUGUGCAAAAAUACUGAGAACGGUCUCGCUGGCUCUCUCCCUUCAUACAUGAUUCCCUCCAUCUUCAUACCUGUCACAAAGAUGCCCUGGACGUCGGCCGGCAAGCUAGACCGAAACCGCCUACGAACCUUGGUACAAAACCUGAGUCGCGAGACGAUGGCGAUGUACCGACUCACCAGCAUGGCAAACAAGAGGCAGCCAACGACUGAAGCGGAAAAAAAGAUUCACAAGGCUGUUUGCUUGGUCCUAAAUCUCCCAUCCUCCUCCGUAGGUAUUGACGACAGCUUUGUGCGCCUUGGCGGUGACUCCAUAUCAUCCAUGCGCCUUAUCGAAAAGGCCCGCGCAGAGCACCUAGAGUUGUCUUUCAUCGAUGUCUUCAAAAAUCCCAAGCUCGCUGAUCUAGCCAAGAUUGGCGAACGUGCCGGUAAACUGAGUCAGCCCGAAAAGCUCAUGCAGCCUUUCGAACUGAUCCGCAAUCCUUUUGUACUCAAGGACGUCCUUGGUGAGGUUGCUCAGCAAUGUCAAGUUUCAACGAAGAACAUUCAGGACCUAUACCCCACCAGCUCACUUCAGGAUGCACUGCUUACCCUCUCCAUAAAGCAACCCGGCGCGUAUGUUGCACAGCAUGUCUUGGCGCUUCCACGCUCUGUUGACAUGGCCAAGUUCAAGGCCGCCUGGGCAAGAGCGAUUCAAGAGAUCGACAUUUUGCGGACUCGUAUCAUUCAGCUACCGUCCGGAGAGUUUGUGCAAGCCGUCCUUGCAGAAGACCGUUUGAACUGGAUGGAGGCAACAUCGCUCAAAGAUACGGAGAAGGAAGCUCUCAAGAUACCCUCACAGCUUGGUGGUCGCCUUGCAUCAUACGCGCUCGUCACUUCCGCGUCCAAAGAGCGAUACCUCGUGUGGACGAUACAUCAUGCGGUCUACGACGGCUGGAGUAUCCACCUAAUGCUUCAACGAGUGCAACAGAUCUACCUGGCUGGAACAUCAUCCAUACCGCAAACGCCUUACAGCAAGUUCAUCAACUACCUUACCAAUGCAGAUGCCGAAGCUUCAAGCCGAUACUGGAAGGAUGCUCUGAGUGGAAGCAAUGCGACUCAUUUCCCUCACUCAACCCAGGCCCAUUCGAACGCUGGUCUGGAUGGACAGACAAUUCAACACAUCAUCAAACUUUCCCCUCAUAAGCAUACCGAUGUAACGCCAUCCAAUGUCAUCAGAGCUGCCUGGGCUUUAGUACUGGCGGCAUACACAGGCUCUGUUGAUGUGGUCUUCGGGGAAACUCUUUCCGGGCGAGAUAUUGCUGUGGCUGGUAUCAUGGACGUAUGUGGCCCAACAUUGACGACAAUUCCUACGAGAGUGCAAGUGGAUAGUGGAGCGACUGUCAGCGACUUCUUGAAGAAGAUAUCCACGAGUGUCACGGACCGUAUACCUCACCAACACCACGGCAUAUCUGCCAUCAAAGCCAUUGGCGAGGACAUGGCAGCCGCCUGCAACUUCCAGAACCUGCUAGUAGUGCAGACAGAGAGCGAAGAUCUGACCGACUCUAUGUGGUCAGUCCACGACAAUGGCGAGCCAAGCAGCUUCUUCACCUAUCCUUUGGUCAUCGAAUGCAAAAUGCGACCAUCCGGCAUGGAAGUAUUAGCGCAUUUUGAUGCCAACGCCAUCUCCGCCUGGAAUGUUCAGCAAAUCGUCUCUCAGUUUGACUCGGCCUUGACUCAACUACAAACCGUCACGUACAUUCGUGAAGUGACUGUCUUCAGUGAGCACGACGCGCAACUCGUUCGGAACUGGAAUGGAUACGAACCAAUCGAGAUCGCGGACACUGUACCUUCGCUUUUCUACAAGAGAGUAGCGCUCCAGCCCAAUUCCGUGGCCAUCGCAGCCUUUGACGGUGAGCUCACAUAUGCUGAGCUGAGCAAACUAGCUUCCCAGCUGGCACAGGAAUUGAUAAAACUUGGGGCUGGUCCAGAGCAGCUCAUUCCCAUAUGCCUCGACAAGUCUCGUUGGGCCAUUGUCGCCAUCAUGGCUGUUCUCAUCGCAGGCGCUGGUUACGUACCAAUGUCGCCAGUAGAUCCUGCAUCGCGACAAUUGCAGGUCGUCGAGGCCUGCAAAGCGUCUAUUGUUCUUUGCUCUCCAUCGUACGCACAUCGCUUUGUGGAAAUGGUCAACCACGUCUUCACUGUCAGCGAGACCGCAGUUCGAAAAUUACCUCUCUGCUCAACCCCAAUCCAGCAGCGUGCCCGAAGCAACAACAUCUGCUAUGUCAUCUUCACUUCAGGCAGCACAGGAGUGCCGAAAGGUGUAGUCAUUGAACACAAGAGCAUCGCUUCUAGCUCAGCCGCGAUUUGUGAGGGACUUCAUAUCACGCCUACAUCUCGAGUUUUUCAGUUUUGCUCUUUUGCGUUUGAUGUCUCCGUUGGCGAGACUCUUGCUGUUCUCAUUCGCGGCGCGACAAUUUGUGUGCCCUCGGAUGAACAGCGCACUUCCGACCUCGCAUCAGCCAUAACUACGCUGAAGUCUAAUUGGGCAUUCUUGACACCGUCAGUGGCUAGUACACUCGAUGGCCCUAAAGCGGUGCCAACCUUGGAGACGCUGGUCGUAGGUGGCGAGGCAAUGACGCCUGACGUGAUUAACAAAUGGGCCUCGGGGGUGCGUCUCCAGAACGGCUAUGGUCCGACAGAGGGUACGGUAUUCGCGGUCGCAAAUGACCAGGUCUCUAUUCAGCGAAAUGCUUCCAAUAUCGGGAGAAUGCUUCGCAGCGGCCGAGCUUGGCUGACGAACCCGAACAAUCCCGACCAACUGGCACCAGUUGGCGCAACAGCCGAGUUGUGUCUAGAAGGACCACUCCUGGCACGUGGAUACCUUCACAACCCCGGACGCACCGCUGAGGUGUUCAUCGACAACCCCACAUUCAUGAAGGCAUUUUCCACCGCGAAUGAAUCUAGGAUCUAUGUUACUGGAGACCUUGUUCAAUAUGCUGCUGAUGGUUCUAUCCAAUACAUCGGUCGGAAAGACAACCAAAUCAAGCUCGCUGGUCAACGGAUAGAACUAGAUGAGGUCGAGCACUUCCUGAGAGUUGACGACAAUAUCCGCCAAGCGGUUGUGCGGCUGCCCAAGCGCGGCCCUUGCUGCAAGAAGCUCACAGCGGUCGUGAGCUUUCCCGGACGAUCUGCCAGCAAUGUCCAACAACAAUGGCCUACGAUGCUUGUAGACAAGGAAACACUCUCACGCAUCGAUAUUGCAAGAGAGAGGUUGAUGGAUCUUGUCCCCCCGUACAUGGUGCCUACCAUUUGGAUUGCAGUACCUGAGAUCCCGACUCUGACCUCGGCCAAGCUUGAUAAGAAGCAAGUUGGGCUGUGGUUAGACAACAUCGACGAGACCACAUUCCAGCGACUUCUCCAGUCAGAACUGGAGGAGGAAGCGGAGCAGCCUGCUGACAGUCCUGUUAUUAUCCUUCGCCAGAUAUGGGCAAAGGUACUGAACUGCUCUAUUGAGGAUGUCAAGCUGAACAAAUCAUGGUUAUCACUUGGUGGGGACUCUAUCAGUGCGAUGAAGCUGCUAGCAAAGUGCAGAAGUGAAGGUAUCAACCUGACUCUGAACCAUGUUUUGCGCGCAAAAUCCCUUGCUCAUCUAGCUGAGAGUGUCAAACCCUCGAUGUCUCUUGAUUCUGUCAAAGAACAGACUGAUCAGCCCUUCGACCUCUCGCCUAUUCAGCGCCUUUACUUCAGGACCGAAGGUGUUGAAGACAACACGCACUUCAAUCAGUCUUCCACAUUGCGGAUAUCUCAUUACAUGGAUCCGGCUAUCUUCAAGCGCGCCUUUGACUCCAUUGUUGAGACUCACUCUAUGCUUCGUGCUCGCUUUUGCAAGAGCACCACAGGGCAGUGGCAGCAGUUUGUCAAGCCAGGAACUUUCGAUUCCUACACAUUCGGAACACACACUCUGCCCACCACUUCUGCCGCCGUAUCCAUUGUGUCAGAUACGCAGAAGAGCCUCAACAUCCAGGAGGGACCAGUGUUUGCCGUCAAUCUGUUCGACAUACAGGGUGAGCAGAUUUUAUUCCUGGCUGCACACCACCUCGUCAUCGACGUAGUCAGCUGGGGUAUCUUGUUGGGCGAUCUGGAAGAACUACUUGGACCUGGGUCAAGGACGGUACUACAGAAAGGACUACCCUUCAGGAACUGGUGUGAGAUACAAAAUGCCAAUGCACUCGAGGCUUCUCAACAAGAACAUGUUCGAAAGCAGCCCCUCGUGGUCCAGCCCACAAACCUGGCUUACUGGGUCAUUGUUCCUAUUGGCGAGGAAGAGGACAACGUCAUACACACUCUGCGCCAAGUCAAAGAUACGCGCAGAAAGAUCGACAGUAACGGGCGUCCAUACUUUGCACAUCGCUUCCUGACUGAAGAUGGAAAACAACGCUUUUCGGACCAUGAGCCCAUGGAAGUCUUGUUCAACUAUCUUGGCCGUCAGAGUCAAUCUGGCCAAGUUGAUGCUCCAAUCCAGCCCAUGCAGCUGGAUGGCGAUGAAGAUGAUCAGACUUCUGACGUGGGCCUCAAGACAGCUCGCAUGGCACUUUUUGAGAUUUCCGCAUCUGUUUCAGAAGGUAGCAUUCAGCUCAGCUUCAUGUACAAUCGUUACUCGAAGAAUCAAAAAGGUAUCCGCAGGUGGAUAGCCGAAUGCGAACGCACCCUAGAGGAAAUUGCUACCGAGCUUGCUGGGAUGGAUACAGUGCAACCUACCAUGGCCGACCUUCCUUUGCUACCCUUGGAAUCGUACAGUCGCCUCGAUCGCGUUGUGAAGACAUUGCCAGCAGUCGGUAUCAUGUCAUUCGAUCAGGUAGAGGACAUGUACUCUUGCUCCCCAAUUCAAGACGGCAUGAUACUCAGUCAAAUCAAGUCUCCUGAGUCGUACUGGUCUUCCACCACUUUCGAGGUCAGAUCCAAGCGGGCUUCGGUCGAUGUUGGGAAGAUAGUGGAGGGAUGGGAACAAGUUGUUGCUCGGCACCCUGCGUUGCGGACUGUCUUCAUAGACAGUGUCUGCAAGGGAGGCGUUUUCGAUCAGGUCGUCGUCAAGAAUCCUGACUCUGGUAUCGUUAGUCGGACUUGCGAUGACUCCGAGCUACCUGCCCUUCUGGAAUCCAUCAAAUACAGCUCUCUCAAUGGUAAGAAGAGACCAAAUCUUCCGCACCAAGCCGCCGUUAUUCAGACAACUUCCGGGAAGGUCGUUGUCAAGGUCAUCGUCAACCACGCCGUAAUCGAUGGAGGGUCAUUGGGAAUCAUCGGAAAUGAUCUCCGAGAAGCAUACGAGGGGCGUCUAUCCGACCAAGGACCUUUGUAUAGCAAUUACAUCAAAUACUUGCGCGGGAUCUCCUCUGAAGGAGCGAUUACGUACUGGAAGACGAAACUCCAGGGAGUUAGUCAAUGCUACUUUCCGACAACACCUCGCGAUCCAGCCAAGCAGCGGCAGCUACGAUCUCUGGACAUGCGAUUCACUCGCUUUGCGGAGCUACACACAUUUGCGGAGAACAACAACGUUACGUUUGCCAACAUCCUGUUGACAGCGUGGACACUGGUGCUGAGAUCAUAUACAAAAUCUUCAGAUGUAUGCUACGGCUAUCUCACCUCGGGAAGGAACGUACCGAUUGAUGACAUUGAAAAUGCGGUCGGAGCAUUCAUCAACAUGCUAGUAUCCCGUGUCGAACUGGCUCCUUCCUCUUCUCUUCUCGAGCUCAUUCAGAAUGUGCAAUCUGACUUCAUCGACUCCAUGCCUCAUCAGCAUUGCUCGCUUGCACAAUUCCAGCAUGACCUUGGGCUAUCUGGAAAGUCGCUCUUCAACACGGCCGUUUCUAUUCAGAAGCGCUCCAGUACCGAGGAACCAGCACUGGACAGUUCUGGAAUCGAGUUCGAGCAAUUGGAUGGUCACGAUCCAAGCGAAUUUGCCAUCACGGUGAACAUAGAUGCCACACGAGACGAUGAAGGCAUACGUUUCACUUACUGGAGCGAUGCUAUCAAUGAUGGUGAAGCGAGGAACGUUUCCACUCUCAUGGCGAAGGUCUUAGCAGCGGCUCUGAACAACGCCGCGCAGACUGUCACAGAUCUCGAUAGUAUCCUCACGCACAGACCCAAGAUAACUUCUGCUGCGACUCUUGCGCUGCCAAAGCCUCGCCCCUCGAUCCUCAGGUCUGGUUCAACCACUAUUGGCGUUCUCGCGACCGAGACUUCCAGCAAGGUGACCCCCGAUUUUGUGGAGAAGAAACUACUCAAUCUGUGGAGCGAGCUGCUUGAGAUGGUGGAGGAAACGAUUGAACAAGACGACAGCUUCUUCCAACUCGGAGGCGAUAGCAUCAUCGCCAUGCGCUUAGUUGGUGCUGCGAGGGAGGAGGGGCUGUCUAUGACAGUGGCCGAUGUGUUCAAGAACCCCACAUUUGCCGAUAUGGCCCGGGUUGUACGCGUUGCGGGCGAAGUCAUCGAUGAAGUCAUGUCCAGAGCUGGCGGAGAUUCAGUGGCUGGCAUAAGUACUACCGGAGGACCUUCCAAGGCUCGACUCCGCGAACGGGCACCAUCAAUCUGGAGCGACAUCCACUCUAUCGUAUCGGAGUACAAUGCCGAGAAAGGCAUGGCUGUCAGUGAAACGCCUAUCGAGCCCGAAGACAGCAAGAACGACGCGAAGUUCAAGCGAUGGCAAGGCUUGACGACUAGCCAACCGAAACCAUCAGAUGCAAGGAACGUCAACCGGAGGUCGGCACCGCACACGAUUCCGGAGGCAGUGGAGAUUUCUGGACACCGAUCUGUCUCAUUGCUAGGAGAUCCGAACGUUGACAGUGUCAUCUCCAAAGUGCAAGUCUUCAAGGGUGGUAUUUCCGAUAUCUUCCCGGUGACCGAUUUCCAGGCGCUUGCCAUCACCGGUACGCUCAUGGAAUCCAAGUGGAUGCUCAACUAUUUCUACCUGGACGGCGAAGGGCCCCUGGAUCUUCGCAAGUUGAAGCAGGCUGCUUAUCGUAUGGUACAAGCAUUCGAUAUUCUCCGCACUGUGUUCGUGCCGUACGGUGACCGCUUCCUGCAAGUUGUACUACGAAAACUUCAACCAGAGUUCAUCUGUCACCAAACGGACGAUGAUCUCGAAACCUUCACGACGGAGCUACGACAAAAAGACCGUGAAAACGGUCCCCGUCUUGGCGAAGCCUUUAUUCAGUUCGUUGUCGCAAACCAGAAACAAACUGGACGCCAUCGCAUCUUCAUGCGACUUUCGCACGCGCAGUAUGACGGAGUCUGCAUGUCCAAGAUCCUCGGCGCUCUUCAAGAUGGAUACAACGGCCUUCCCGUCUCGUCUGCACCAAGCUUUGGUAACUUCGUUCGCGAAACUGCCAAAACCAUUGCAGGUGCACACGAUCACUGGAGAGAGGUGCUUCGGGGCUCCAAGAUGACCGAAAUCGUUAACCGCUUUGGACCCAAUUACCAGCGCUCUGCCGGCCAUUCAAUAACGCUCGAGAAGAGGGUAUUUGCACCCAGAUUGAAGGGCGUCAACAUCACGAGUGCUACUAUCGCCAAAGCCGCCUGGGCAUCGACACUCGCUCGUAUAGCCAGUAAAGCAGAUAUUGUCUUCGGUCAUGUUAUCUCAGGUCGCAACGGCGGUGUUGCCAACGUUGAGAGUAUCGUUGGACCCUGCUUGAACAUGGUGCCUGUUCGCGUCGUAUACCGUCCUGAAUGGACUGUUCUCGACCUGCUCAAAUACAUUCAAGACCAGCAGACUGCCAAUAUGCCAUACGAGUCACUCGGCUUCCGCGAGAUUACCCGACACUGUACCGAAUGGCCUGACUGGACGAACUUCUCCAGCGUCUUGCAGCACGACCAGAACAUUCAAGACGACAACCCCACCAUGCAACUGGGUGGCAUCGAGUACAAAGUUGGCGCCAUUGGCUCGCAGGAAGACUUUGCGGAUUUCUCCAUACACACCACAUCCCAUGGUGGCAGCCACAUGGAAGUCACCCUUACAUACGCUCCCAACAGCACCAUUACUGCGGAGUUUGCACAGCAUGUAUUUGACAUGCUCUGUGUCAAUGUCGUGGCGUUCUCGGAAGAUCCUCAUACUCUCCUACCAUCUCCGUCCGAAAUCAGCUCCCAGAGCUCGACCACUAUCAGCUCGGAGAAGAUACGCAAGAAGUCUACAGAGAAGAUGCCUGUCGCCCUGCCCAUUGACACGGGUCUCUCAAGCAACGACAUCAAUAGUCUCGCUCUUACACUACGCUCGGCAUGGGAGCAAAUCCUGUACGACGAUCAUGGUACCCCUACCCACAUAGAACUCAGCUCCGACUUCUUCCAGCUCGGAGGCGACAUUAUGGGCUUAGCUCAGGUCGCUUCCAUCCUCGACCAAGAUGGUUUGAAAGUUAGGGUCGAGGACUUGCUCGAUCAGUCCGUGUUCGCGGAUCAGGUCGGCAUCCUGGCUGUCGCGCGCAAGAAGCAGAUUGAGAAGGAAUUGCAGAACCCUUGGGGCGACAAGGGCAAGAUGAAGGCCGAGGAGAAAGCUAAUAACAAGAAGAGUGGCGCAUUUGGUAAUCUAGCAAAGAAGAUUGGAUUCAAGAAGCGAGAGAGUCUGAGAUCAUAA